Selaginella moellendorffii is the source of this 2025-nucleotide messenger RNA. RefSeq names its product pentatricopeptide repeat-containing protein At4g02750-like. The record is from RefSeq and is a predicted model, not a curated record. Gene Ontology annotation, molecular function: protein binding. The coding region runs from base 1 to 2025 and encodes 674 amino acids. The transcript has a single exon. Lineage: Eukaryota; Viridiplantae; Streptophyta; Lycopodiopsida; Selaginellales; Selaginellaceae.
AUGCUUGAACAGCUUGUCUUUGCUGUAAAGACAUGCAGCAACCUUUCCCAUGCCAAGAACUUGCACUCGUGUUUGUUCUCGUCCCAUCAUCCCCCAUCGAUCCAACUCCAUCAUUGGGUCAUCCAAAUGUACGGCAGAUGCGGCAGCACUGCCGACGCACGCUCCGUAUUUGAUUCGCUCCACCCAAAGGACUGCAUCUCAUGGAACUCGAUCGUGGCAGCCUACGCCCAGAAUGGAGAGCUGCGCGAAUCCAAAGCUAUGUUCGAUCAGGCGGGCAAAAGAAAUGUGGUGUCGUGGAACACAAUCCUGGGGGCCUAUGGCUCAGCGGGCAACCCAUGCAUGGCUCAGGAAAUCUUCGAUCGAAUGCCGGCUCGCGGGUUAAUCUCGUGGAAUGCAAUUCUUUCUGGAGUUUCACAGACUGGAACACUUCAAUCUGUGAGAACAAUGUUUGUCCUAAUGCCCGAAAGAGAUAAAGUAUCGUGGAACACUUUCCUCUUAGCAAAUGCCCGCCAUGGGCAUUUGGAUGACACCUCCAAAUGCUUUGAGAGAAUGCCUCAAAGAGAUCUCGUGUCGUGGAAUACAGUGCUCGCCUCGUGUGCCAAGACCAAAAGCUUACACAAGAUGACACAAAUCUUGGCGGCGGCACCCGAAAAGGACUACUUCUCGUGGACGACAGCUUUGUCGGCACAUGCCCAGCACGGGCAUCUGGACGAAUCCAAGCGCAUCUUCGACUCCAUGUCGGCGCGCAGUCUUGUGACGUGGAAUGCCAUGCUGGCGGCGUAUGCCCAGCGGGGGCAUUUCCAAGCCGCGGAGCUCUUCUUCCACAGAAUGCCCGAGAGGAACGUUGUUUCGUCGAAUUCAAUCAUCACAGCGCUCGCGCACCACUGCGAGCGAUCGAAGCAGGUCUUUGAUGGCUCGCCGGUCAGGGAUCACGUCUCGUGGAAUGGAAUGUUGGUGGCCUAUGCCCAGAGUGGAAAGACGCUUGAAUCGCAGAUGGUCUUGGAGAGAAUGCCGCAGUGCAACACUGUCUCUUGGACUGGCUUGCUCUCGGCAAUCACCCAAUUCGAAGACGCGAAAGCUCUCUUUGACGAGAUGCCAGCCCGUGAUCUUGUAGUCUGGAACGCCGUGCUGGCAUGCUACACCCGAUUUGGAUGUCUUCUCGAUGCAAAUAUCCUGUUUGAUAAGAUGCCUCACACGGAUUCGGCUUCUUGGUCGACCAUCUUAGGAGCUUACGCACAAAGACUUUCUUUGGAUGAAACGAAGCUAACCUUUGAUCAUAUGCCAGGACGGAAUCUAGCAGCGUGGAGCUUACUUCUUAAUGUAUAUGCCCAAACAGGGUAUCUUGAGAUUGCUAAGUUUGUGUUUGAUAGGAUUCCCGCCAGGGACUUGGUGUUGUGGACCGCAAUGGUAUGGGCUUACUCACAAAACCGGCGAUUGGAAGAAGCAAGAGCAGUGUUUUCGGAAAUGCCACAACGGGAUCUUAUAGCCUGCAAUGCUAUUCUCUCCGCUUUUGCUCAGAAUGGGCAUCUUGUUGAGGCGCGGUCGCAGUUUGAUUCCAUGGUGGAGCGAGAUAUUGUCUCUUGGGCCGCCAUGCUAACGGCGUAUGCACACAAUGGGGGGUUUCACCAAGUGUUGGAUCUGUUUAAGCUUCUCCAGCUCGAAGGCCUGAAACCCGAUGAGAUUUGCUUCACUUGCGUGCUCGCUGUUUGCAGCCACGCGGGAGAUUGCGGGGUGGGAUGGGAGUGCUUCUGCUCCAUUAGCAGUGAUCACAGUGUGGAGGCGAGCAAGCAACACUACAGCUGCAUGGUUGACAUUCUCGGUAGAUCCGGGUACGUUGAUCGCGCGGAGGAGCUUGUGGAAACCAUGCCCUUUGUCCCGGAUGCCGAGGAUUGGAUAUGUCUGCUGGGCUCCUCUCGGAUCUAUAACAAUGUGGAAGUGGCGGAACGAGCAGCGAGACGAGUGAUGAAGUCUAACUUAACAGCCUCUUCGCCAUUUGUGCUGGUUGCAAACAUGAUCAGUCAAUGA